UCGAGAAACUCUUGAAGAUAUCAGAAAUAUUUUCUUUGUUGAAACAAUUUCUGAUAAAAAAAAACUCACUUAUAACUGAAAGUGGAAUAGAAGUUGAAAUUAAUUUCGUUUGAAUCAAAUUUACGAGGAUUUGAAGUUUUCUAAGUUUAUUUGCAAUACAUCAGAGCAGUGUCAGUCAUCGACUACUUAAGAAAAAAAUCAUACAUAAAACAGAACAUUUAACACAACAGAAACAGCAACAAGUGAUUAAAUAUGUUUUAUUUAUAAAAUUCAAUGAGAUGCUCGGUCACCGACUGAUGUUGAACAAGUCAAAGACACAUUUAAUUUUAUGAUAAGAUCGCGCAAAUGAAAACAAAACUGUAAACCUUAUCUGUUAUCAACUUAUCAUCUUCUAAACACAACCGAUAAUGGAGGAAGAUAGCAAACUCACACUAAAAGCUGAAGAUGUAGAGAAUAAAAAGAAACUUCAAAUUCUAGAAACAGAAAGCGAAAGGAAAACUCGUUUAUUAUCAUUAAAAAUUAUUUACUUUACGAUGUUCUUGAUGACACUCGGUUUUUCGAUUAUUUUGACAGGAAUAUGGCCAUACUUAGAUACGUUGGACACGAGUGCUGGUAAAACGUUUAUGGGCUUUAUAGUUGCAGCAAAUCCGCUUGGGCAAAUGAUUUUCUCGCCAGUGUUUGGAUGGUGGGCUAAUAAAGUGUCAUCAAUAAGAAUUCCUUUCAUUGUAUCGCUGGUGAUUUUUUGUGCUGCUAGUGCACUUUACUCUUCUCUUGAUCAUGUUGAAACGAAUGCAAAAUAUUGGAUGCUUAUUGCGAGAUUCUUUGUUGGUGUUUCAUCAGCGAAUAUCGUAAUUUGCCGAAGUUAUUUGUCAGCAGCAACAACUUUAGACGAGAGAACGAAAGCUGUUUCGAUUUUAACACUUGCACAGACUUUGGGCUUCAUAUUUGGCCCAUCGCUUCAAGGCGUAUUUACACCACUUGGAAGUGAUGGCUUUGUUUUUCUUAAGUUCUUCCAUAUCAACAUGUACACAGCACCGGGAUGGGUGAAUGUCUUCUUGGGCGUCAUAAACUUUUUCUUAUUCCUUCCCUUCAUAUUCCAAGAUCGAAGAGUUUCAGCACGUGAACAAAUGAUAUUACAUGGAAAGGAGAGUGAAAAAGAAACGUGGAAAGCGAUCAAACCAGACUAUACAACAUGUUGGGCUUUAAUUUUUUCACUUUUCGUGUUUGUAUUUAACUUUGUGUUGCUUGAAAGUUUAGGCACACCUUUGACAAUGGAACAAUUUGCUUGGACGAAGACAGAAGCACUCAAAAACAUGGCAAUUUUAAUGACUGUUGGGGGAGUUAUUGCAUGUGCAACUUUUUUAAUGAUCACACCAUUGUGUAAGAAAUUUAAAGAAAAUUAUGUUUUGAUUGUUGGAGGCUUUUUCUUGAUGGUUCUUGGAAGAAUCGUUCACAUACCUUACAGAGAUGAACUUCCGAAACUUGCUGUUGACAGAGAAUUCAUUUAUGAGAAUGGAACGAUAGGAAUUUAUAAUGAAGAUGAUCCCAAAGUUCUGGGAUGUCCAGUGACUCAAGAGUGGUGUAAAUUUACACCCGUUCUUGGUUUUCCUGAGUUUGUCUUAGGAUAUCUGUUAACAAGUGUCGGUUAUCCGAUUGGACUGACAUUGAUCGCGACGAUCUUUUCAAAAGUACUUGGACCUCGUCCACAAGGUGUAUGGAUGGGAUUAAUGACAAGUAGUGGAUGUUUAAGUAGAAUUUUUGGACCAAUUUGUGUGUCAGUUUUAUAUGCAAAAUUUGGAACUUUUUGGUUGUCAACAGUCACAGGAUUAAUGAUGAUUGUUCCUAUGGCAUGGUUGAUUGUACUUCGUGAUCGUCUUUAUAUUAAAAAUAUUGACAUUAAAUCGAUAGACAUGAAAGAAGUUGAUAGAAAGUCAUCUAAUAAUUUUAUUAAGACUUCAACUGUGAUUAAUAAUGCAGAGAAAGAUGAAAAAGACAAAUUUUUAAAAUCUGAUAGUUAACAAAGUAGUUGAUAAAGUCAAAUAAAUAAAUAGCUCAAUUAAAUAAUUUGGUGGACA
This is a messenger RNA of Clunio marinus, 2075 nucleotides long. The record is from the annotation of a GenBank genome assembly. NCBI's taxonomy places the organism in Eukaryota, Metazoa, Arthropoda, Insecta, Diptera, Chironomidae.